Molecule: messenger RNA, 2053 nt
Organism: Paramacrobiotus metropolitanus
Lineage: Eukaryota; Metazoa; Tardigrada; Eutardigrada; Parachela; Macrobiotidae
Product: high-affinity choline transporter 1-like
Exons: 9
Coding region: 110-1861 (583 amino acids)
Biological process (GO): transmembrane transport; acetylcholine biosynthetic process; choline transport
Cellular component (GO): plasma membrane
Molecular function (GO): choline:sodium symporter activity
Source: RefSeq, a predicted model, not a curated record
ACAAAUCGUCUUUUUGAUAGAAUACAUGUAUUGUUGUAACGCGGAAACCAAAGAAGAGAUCUCAUAAUUUAGCGUCACCAAUUAGCGCUUAUUACGUUGCGACUAAAUCAUGGUAGAUGUUCUGGGUUUAGCGGCCGUUAUCGUUUUUUAUCUGCUCAUCCUGGGAGUGGGCAUAUGGGCGGGCCGGAAGAAUAAAUCGCCCAGCGGACAAACGUCCAGUAACAGUGAGGAUGUUAUGUUAGCCGGGCGGAGUAUCGGCAUGUUCGUCGGCGUAUUCACCAUGAUCGCCACCUGGGUGGGCGGCGGUCUUAUUAACGGGACAGCGGAGAUUGUAUUUCGUGGCGGUGAAGGCGGUGGGCUGGUGUGGUGUCAAGGACCGUUCGGAUACGCCAUUUCACUCUUAAUCGCCGGGAAGUUCUUCAUUAAGCCGAUGCGAGCCGAGGGCUACGUGACCAUGCUGGAUCCCUUCCAGCUGAAAUUCGGUCGACGGAUGGGCGCGCUGCUGUUCCUUCCGGCGUUGUUGGGUGAUAUUUUCUGGUCAGCGGCUAUUCUUUCCGCUUUAGGCUCAACAUUAACGGUUAUUGUCGGCCUGAACGAUAUCCUGUCUAUCGUGCUGUCGGCCUGCAUCGCCAUCGUAUACACCAUGUUCGGCGGUCUGUACAGUGUGGCCUACACCGACGUCAUCCAGCUCAUCUGUAUCUUUGUUGGUCUGUGGAUCUGUGUGCCCUUUGCGUUGACCCAUGAAAAGGUCAUCCCCAUCAGCUCCAGCAAGGCGCAGUGGCUGGGGACGCUGACCGGCCGGUAUGCCGGCGUGUAUAUCGACACGUACAUGGUGCUGCUGUUGGGCGGUAUUCCUUGGCAGGAAUUUUUCCAGCGGGUGUUGGCAGCCAAAACCACACGCAACGCCCAGAUGCUGAGCUACGUGGGCACGGUGGGGUGUGCCGUGAUGGCCAUACCGUCCAUUCUCAUUGGCGCAGUGGCCCGUUCCGCCGACUGGACCAAUACGACGAUCGGCCACAGCCCCGGCACCAACGGCUCCGACCACGAAUUCCGCAUGGUCCUCCCCUUAGUUCUGCAGAACUUCACGCCCACCGCCGUGGCCUUCAUCGGGCUGGGCGCCGUCUCGGCCGCCGUGAUGUCGUCGGCCGAUUCGGCCAUUCUAGCGGCCGGUACGCUGUUUGCGCGCAAUAUCUACAAAUUCCUAAUCAGAGAAAAGGCUACUGAACGGGAAAUCCUCAUCGUCAUGAAGUUGACCGUGGUGGCGGUGGGCGCGAUGGCCACCGGUCUGGCCAUCUGUAUCCGCUCGGUGUACGGGCUGUGGUUCCUCUGCUCGGAUCUGGUCUAUGUCAUCCUCUUCCCGCAGUUGGUGCUGGUGUUGUACUACCGGAAUGCCAACACGUACGGAUCGCUGGCUGGUUAUGUCAUCGGCAUGCUGCUGCGGCUGCUGGGCGGUGAACCAAUCAUCGGUCUACCUCCCAUAAUUCCCUAUUUCAACCUCCUGGACAACGACGACACACAGCUCUUCCCGUUCCGCACCUUCGCGAUGCUGGUCAGCCUCGCGACCAUCGUCGCGACGAGCGAACUGACCCGCCACCUUUUUAUCACCAAAGAACUACUGGACUUGAGAUGGGACGUGUUUCACUGUUUCCAUAAAGACGACGACCCGCCCGUCAAGGUGGCCACCAUCCACUUCCGGAAACCGGAAGUCCCGUUGCCCGUCAACGGGGAGUCCAUGUUUACUAAAAAACGCCGACGCCCAUCGCUGUCGAAACGCGGCAGUGAUGCCGGGGAGAAUUUCAGUGAGAAGGGCGUGGCGGGAGUGUAUAAUGCAGCUUUUGACGUAUCAGAAACGACUUUGUAAUUUUAAUCCUUCCAACACCGGGGAACGCAAUGGCUGUACAGCAUUUGUUGCACAGCCACUUUUUCAGUUUUUUCUCUACGAAUUUACAAAUGUCUCCGGUUCAGAAAUUACAUUUUCUCCAAGUUUCUCUCUAAUCUUUACAAAUGCGUAUUUUCAUAAUAUUUCUAACGACCUUGAAUUGUGUAAAUAAAA